This is a messenger RNA of Ochotona curzoniae (black-lipped pika), 1121 nucleotides long. Its product is annotated as taste receptor type 2 member 20-like. The transcript is spliced from 2 exons. The record is from RefSeq and is a predicted model, not a curated record. The coding region runs from base 182 to 1114 and encodes 310 amino acids. Lineage: Eukaryota; Metazoa; Chordata; Mammalia; Lagomorpha; Ochotonidae. Gene Ontology annotation, biological process: detection of chemical stimulus involved in sensory perception of bitter taste; sensory perception of taste; G protein-coupled receptor signaling pathway. Gene Ontology annotation, molecular function: G protein-coupled receptor activity; bitter taste receptor activity. Gene Ontology annotation, cellular component: membrane.
AAGGACAUGUCCAGAACCUAAACCAUUUGUAGUGUUUGAUGUUGAACUGUGAUGUUCCGGAACUGUGAGCCGCAAUAAGCCUCUCCCUUUUGCGAUACGAUAAUGAAGUGCUAACGGAUGCCUUGAGGAAUUUCUUCUUGCUAACUAGUGUGAUUUAGGAGUCACGGGACCACGAAGAAACAUGUUUACUACACUGUCAGGUGUCCUUUUCAUCCUGUUAAUGGUGGAAUUUAUUCUUGGAAAUUUUGCCAAUGCCUUCAUAGCACUGGUGAACUGCAUUGGCUGGAUGAAGAGAGAAAAACUUUCUUCAGUUGACCGAAUUUUCAUUGCUCUGGCCAUCUCCAGAAUAGCUUUGCUCUGGGUAAUAUUAAGAAGUAGUUUCUCACCUAUUGAUAAUCCAGCUGUGUUUACAUUAACUGAGAAAUUUAUCCAUAACACCUGGACGGUGGCUAACCAUUUCAGCAUGUGGAGUGAUACUCUUCUCAGCAUAUUUUACUUGCUCAGAAUAGCCAAUUUCUCCAGUCUCCUUUUUCUUCAUGUCAAGAAGAGAGUUGAAAGUAUAAUGGUGGAGGUAAUACUGGGGAGCUGUGUGUUUUUGGUUUGCAAUCUGGUAAUGGUAAACAUCACUCAGCAUGUGCAGGCAAAACUGUAUGACACAAAUGAGACUUGGGAGAUUUUAAUUGUUUCAAAUUCAAUCGUCCGCACCCUAUCAAGCUGCAUACCCUUUGCGAUGUCUCUGCUCUGCUUCCUGCUGUUGACUUAUUCUCUGUGUAAGCAUCUCAGAAAGAUGAAGCUCAAUGCUAGACAUUUCCAAGAUUCCAGCACCAGGGUCCACAUAAGAGCAAUACAAAAUGUGGUUUCCUUCCUGUUCUUAUUUGCUCUGUAUUUUCUUUGUGUGGUUCUAUCAUUUUGGAGUUAUCAAAUGAUGAGCAAAUCUGUUAUCCUAUUUUGCCGCGCUAUUGCUAUCAUCUAUCCUUCAACACAUUCAUUUGUCCUCAUUUGGGGAAACAAAAAGCUAAAACGCACCUUUCUUUUGGUCUUGUGGCAAGUGACAUGCUGGAGGAAGAGAACAAAAAUGUCGAAAUCCCUGGGUUUUUCGCAAGAGAGACCUUAAGUGCUGC